UAGCAAAGCAUCUCUGCGAUAAAGAGCUCGAGGAAGAAAAUUGGCGCGACGAUCUUAAAGUCUUUAUUUUAAACAUCAAACUUGUUCUAUUCUGGGCUGCUUUCUUACGUUAAUUUCUCUCUUCUGACGAUAGACUUUUUUUUCACUAUUGUUUUUUUCUUAAUUCAAUUUGUCAGUUAUUCGAGCUCUUGAAAGCUUAUCUAGAAUUCGUGUCAAUAAGUGCCUUCAGUGCGAAGGAUACUGUUCACUUGGAUUAAAGCCGAGCGACCGGCUAGGAGAAAGUCUGCGCCUUCUACUUGAUCCCGAAGGCUGAAGGUGCUGAAAUCGAUAUAGAGCAAAGGAGAGUUACCUUCAGCCAUGCUACUAUUCCAAAUAACCAUUUUGUUUUUUGUCGCUGGAUUGACCUGUCUUCGCCAUCCGGUCGUUUAUGGAAAGGAAGAUUUGGAGACUUCGUUGGAAAAAGCUGACCCACCAAAGCACAGAGAGAAACGAUGGCUAUGGGGCGGGUGUGGUUUCAUUCCUGGAUGUGAAAAAUGCAGCGAUGGGCUUAUUUGCAACAAAUGCAGACCAAUUUUUACCCCUGUGGAGUACGAAAGGAACAAAAAGAAGAUCAUAAGGUGCAGCCGCUCCUGUCCUCCAGGCUACAAUGUCACAUCUACAAGGGAAUAUCCGAAGAUUUGUGUUAGAACACAAUUUGGUUGUUCUGCACGACAUUGUGAAGACUGUGAACCUCACAACCCAGUUAGCUGCGUGAACUGCACUCAGGGAUACUAUUCAGUGCAAAAAAGGGUUAUGGGAAACGUGAAAUGCGUGAAACAGUGUCCAGAUGGUUUCACCCCGAACCUGAACACUGAUGGGAAGAUGAUUUGCAAAGAUACACAGUCAAAAUGCCAAUCGUUUGUGCCUAAAUGUGCUACGUGCCUAGAUAGCGUACGCUGUCGAAAGUGCAGGAGUGAUCUGCAUGUCUUCUUCAACAAAACUGGCAUGGCUUGUAUUCAGAACUGUCCGAGGGGCUUCGUAUCCGCCGACUCCCACUAUUUCGGAAAGUACUGUAAAAGGCCACUUGUCGAGUGCCGAUCAAUUUCAAACUGUGAGAGAUGCCCUGACAAGAUCAAUUGCCGCAGAUGUAAGCCAAAGUUUUACAAGCUCAAAACAAAUCCGUUGUCCCAUGCAAAAUGUGUUUCGUCGUGCCCAGCAGGGUUUAAAAGGAAAGGAAGGAGAUGCCAACGUAUAAGGGAAGCUAUACCCGACUCCAAUUGCCCAUUUCAUUUACAAAGACUUCAACUCCCUCACUUCUAUCAUCUUUUAGACGGAUGUUCUGGCGAGUAUUGUUUGACAUGCAAGGAUGGUUGGUAUCGCGUUAAUUACAAUAAAAGACAUUGUCAGCGCAAGUGUCCCAAAGGCUUUUACAUUCUUGGAGAAAAACAGAAAUUCUGUCUCCGAUGCCUGGCCCGAUGUGAAGAAUGUAUGAACGGUUUUGACUGCGGCAAGUGUGAUCCAGGAACUUUUAAACUUGUCCAGGGUCUGCACACGUCUUGCGUGACAAGCUGCCCCUUUGGCUAUGCGAGUCAUGGUAACGUCAAAACCGGAAGAGUAUGUACUUUUAAAAGGAUCACGUGAUCAAGCUGACGCUAUUGUGAUGACAUCAGUCCUAUAAAUAAACAUGAAAAAAGGAACAUGCGUGUCCAGUUAAAUCGCUGCUAAAAUAGGAGUUUGAUUUGCUGGUUAUUUACAACUAGUUUAGAGGAGAUGUACCUGAGUACAUGCAUGUGCACAGUCUGUUUUAAAAUUUGUUUAGAGCUCUUUCCAGUGAUAUUCGAGAGAUAAACAAUAGUAAAGUUACCUCUGGAUAUUUGAGUUGUAUGACUCUCCGCACUCGCUUCUAAUUCGCUGAAUGUCCGGUCAGCCUAGAAUUCCCAUUUAGUCAGCUAAACCAUGUUAAGAGAGAAAAGAAUUACCAAAUGAAAAUUUAGCAAGUUUAUAGUUAGUGAUAAAGCAUUUAAGCUGUGGGACCAGGCUGACCUCCUACUCCACGACCCUCUCCCCUUCCACUUACCGGCCAUCAUAGGAGACGCUAAACUAUUCUUCCUUAUAACCCAGACUUGCUAUUUCGAGAAAUUCUAAUUGACUCGUCCUUGUAAGGUAAGGAAACAGGUCUUUUAUAAAAUAAUUGAACGCGUUGAACAGACAUGCAAACAUUAAUUUGAGUAUCUUCGUAAACUUGAAGUAUCAAACCGAUAUCAUAAACAAUAACAACGAGGACCAAAACAACAAUGAAAUAGAAAAGUCUAAUGAAGCUUGGUUCUUUAAAAACUGUAUAAUAUGAUAUGCCUCAGUCUUCCUUAAACGUUUAAUUCCUUGAAUGUCACUGGUGGUAAGGUUAGCUGUUUCUUCUGAAAAAGUAUCUUGAGGGGUCAAAAGUUUUGCCUUUUUUUCUAAUAACUUAUGUACAUGCAAUCAUCACUGCAUCACAAUACAGAGAAACUUCGACGAUUGAGGGGAGAGUCCUUCUCAAACAAGCACAAUGUGUUGAGCAAGAAUAGCUCCUCUCAGGAUUUUGUAUGAUUAGGAUGCAGUAACGUAACUAUUAGUGGAUUAGUUGUAUUCCGGCAACAUAGUGACAGGUGGUAAUAAAAGCGAGGAGCUACUCAGGAGUUUAAACCUUCUUUAAUGCCUAAACACUCGGUGAUUAGGGGCGGAUAUUGGAAUUUUUGAUAGGGAAUCCAAAAUGACCUCUCGACCCACCAUAACCCACAUCUCUUCUCCUCUGUAGGAAAAGAAAUAAAAUCCGUCCCACUUAUAAUAAUAUGCGAUCGUGUCGUGAAAAGAAUUUUGGUGUCAGACAAGUAAUAAAAUAAACACACAGGUCUCAUAGGGGGAGGGAGGUGAGGGAGAGGUUCUAUCCCUGUGGAUCUGCC
Pocillopora verrucosa is the source of this 2918-nucleotide messenger RNA. NCBI's taxonomy places the organism in Eukaryota, Metazoa, Cnidaria, Anthozoa, Scleractinia, Pocilloporidae. The record is from RefSeq and is a predicted model, not a curated record.